AUGGCCCGCAAGAAGCUGUACCGCCCCAUCGCCGCCAUGGCCAAGAAGAUCCGGGAGUACCGGGCGCUGAAGAAACGCCCGCGGGAAAGGGAGUUUGUUGUCAGUAGCGUUGUCCACUGUCAUCUUUCCUCAGGCAAAACCAAAGAAGAAAUGAGAGAGAUUGACAAAGUCAUGUACCAUGACUGGCGUGUGGUGCCCAAGCAUGAGGAGGAGGCCUUCAAGAAAUUCACCUCAGUCCCAGAGGAGACCAUUCGGUACCUUCCAUACCCGCCUCUGCUCCGAGCCAUGAUCCUUGCCCAGUGGCAGAAAGAGGGAAAACCCAUCACAGAGGAGCCAAUGAUUGAUCUGGAGAAGGUAAUGGCCUCUCCCCUGCAGCGUGUGAAGAAAAAAGGUGUAGGGACGCCAGUAUAA
Molecule: messenger RNA, 411 nt
Organism: Charadrius vociferus (killdeer)
Lineage: Eukaryota; Metazoa; Chordata; Aves; Charadriiformes; Charadriidae
Gene: MRPS34
Product: mitochondrial ribosomal protein S34
Exons: 2
Coding region: 1-411 (136 amino acids)
Biological process (GO): mitochondrial translation
Cellular component (GO): mitochondrial small ribosomal subunit; mitochondrion
Molecular function (GO): structural constituent of ribosome
Source: RefSeq, a predicted model, not a curated record